This is a messenger RNA of Pongo pygmaeus (Bornean orangutan), 1399 nucleotides long. RefSeq names its product family with sequence similarity 50 member A (gene FAM50A). Bases 161 to 1180 code for a protein of 339 amino acids. Gene Ontology annotation, biological process: chromatin organization. Gene Ontology annotation, cellular component: nucleus. Lineage: Eukaryota; Metazoa; Chordata; Mammalia; Primates; Hominidae. The transcript is spliced from 13 exons. The record is from RefSeq and is a predicted model, not a curated record.
GCGCGGCGGGGCGGGGCAUCCGUGCGUCUCCUGGUGGCUGACGUCACGGCGCGGGCGUCAGCGGACUGUUCCGCCGCCACCGCCGCUGCCGCUGCCGCUGACGCCGAGGGCCGGCUGGGCCGCUGUCGCUGUCGCCGCCGCCGCCGCCGCCGCCGCUGCCAUGGCUCAAUACAAGGGCGCCGCGAGCGAGGCCGGCCGCGCCAUGCACCUGAUGAAGAAGCGGGAGAAGCAGCGCGAGCAGAUGGAGCAGAUGAAGCAGCGCAUCGCGGAGGAGAACAUCAUGAAAUCCAACAUUGACAAGAAGUUCUCUGCGCACUACGACGCGGUGGAGGCAGAGCUCAAGUCCAGCACCGUGGGUCUCGUGACCCUGAAUGACAUGAAGGCCAAGCAGGAGGCUCUAGUGAAGGAGCGGGAGAAGCAGCUGGCCAAGAAGGAGCAGUCCAAGGAGCUGCAGAUGAAGCUGGAGAAGCUUCGAGAGAAGGAGCGUAAGAAGGAAGCCAAGCGGAAGAUCUCCAGCCUGUCCUUCACCCUGGAGGAGGAAGAAGAGGGAGGCGAGGAGGAAGAGGAGGCGGCCAUGUAUGAGGAGGAGAUGGAAAGGGAAGAGAUCACCACGAAGAAGAGAAAACUGGGGAAGAACCCAGACGUUGACACAAGCUUCUUGCCUGAUCGAGACCGCGAGGAGGAGGAGAAUCGGCUUCGGGAAGAGCUGCGGCAGGAGUGGGAAGCCAAGCAGGAGAAGAUCAAGAGCGAGGAGAUCGAGAUCACCUUCAGCUACUGGGAUGGCUCUGGGCACCGGCGGACAGUCAAGAUGAGAAAGGGCAACACCAUGCAGCAGUUCCUGCAGAAGGCGCUCGAGAUCCUUCGGAAAGACUUCAGUGAGCUGAGGUCCGCAGGGGUGGAGCAGCUCAUGUACAUCAAGGAGGACUUGAUCAUUCCUCACCAUCACAGCUUCUACGACUUCAUCGUCACCAAGGCACGGGGCAAGAGUGGGCCACUCUUCAACUUUGAUGUUCAUGACGAUGUGCGGUUGCUCAGUGACGCCACUGUGGAGAAGGAUGAGUCACACGCAGGCAAGGUGGUGCUGAGGAGCUGGUACGAGAAGAACAAGCACAUCUUCCCCGCCAGCCGCUGGGAACCCUACGACCCUGAAAAGAAGUGGGACAAGUACACGAUCCGCUGAGCAUCCAGGAGGCUGCGCGGCCCCGGCUCCUCAGCUCCCUCAGUGUGCCCCGUGGUGUCCCCGGGACUCCAGGCACCCACUCCCCUGCGACCAUGCCAGGCACACUGGGAGGAGGACGGCAGCUGCUCGUGGCCUGCCCCUGGCACGUCAGUGACUGCUUUAUUCUUUUCCAAUAAAGAAGUGCACAUGUCAGAGCUGGAGCGCCUGCAGUGUGAGAAA